UCCUGCCUCAGAGGACAACAGGAGAGAAGUAAUUUCAGUGUUCUGGAAGUGACAAUGACUUUACAGUAAAGUCCAACCCAUGUAUACAUAAGAGGAGUCAUUUCAGAAGAUAUUUCUUGUUUGGAAUGUGAUAAAGAUUUACAAUGGAGGCAAAACGUAUCACACACCAGAAGAUUUAUAAUGGAGUGAAGUCAUAUCAGUGUUCUGAAUGUGACACUGUUUUUACAUGCAAGUCUCAUCUUAUCAUACACCAGAGGGUUCACACUGGAGAGAAGCCAUAUCAAUGUUCUGAAUGUGACAAAGCUUUUACAUUGAAGUCACAGCUUAUGACACACCAGAGGAUUCACACUGGAGAAAAGCCAUAUCCAUGUUCUGAAUGUGGCAAAGCUUUUACACGUAAGACACACCUUAUGACACACCAGAGGAUUCACACUGAAGAGAAACCAUAUCAGUGUUCUGAAUGUGGCAAAACUUUUACAUGUAAGUCAACCCUUAUGGCACACCAGAGGAUUCACACUGGAGAGAAACCAUAUCAAUGUUCUGAAUGUGACAAAGCUUUUACAUUGAAGUCACAGCUUAUGACACACCAGAGGAUUCACACUGGAGAAAAGCCAUAUCCAUGUUCUGAAUGUGGCAAAGCUUUUACACGUAAGACACACCUUAUGAGACACCAGAGGAUUCACACUGAAGAGAAACCAUAUCGGUGUUCUGAAUGUGGCAAAGCUUUUACACGUAAGACACACCUUAUGACACACCAGAGGAUUCACACUGAAGAGAAACCAUAUCAGUGUUCUGAAUGUGGCAAAACUUUUACAUGUAAGUCAACCCUUAUGGCACACCAGGGGAUUCACACUGGAGAGAAACCAUAUCGGUGUUCUGAAUGUGGCAAAGCUUUUACACGUAAGUCACACCUUAUGAGACACCAGAGUAUUCACACUGAAGAGAAACCAUAUCGGUGUUCUGAAUGUGGCAAAGCUUUUACACAUAAGUCAACCCUUAUGACACACCAGAGGAUUCACACUGGAGAGAAACCAUAUCAGUGUUCUGAAUGUGGCAAAACUUUUACAUGUAAGUCAACCCUUAUGAGACACCAGAGGAUUCACACUGAAGAGAAACCAUAUCAGUGUUCUGAAUGUGGCAAAGCUUUUACACAUAAGUCAACCCUUAUGACACACCAGAGGAUUCACACUGAAGAGAAACCAUAUCAAUGUUCUGAAUGUGGCAAAGCUUUUACACAGACAUCACAUCUUAUCAAACACCAGAGGAUUCACACUGGAGAGAAGCCAUUUUAA
Messenger RNA from Rana temporaria (common frog), 1292 nucleotides. Its product is annotated as zinc finger protein 585A-like. The record is from RefSeq and is a predicted model, not a curated record. NCBI's taxonomy places the organism in Eukaryota, Metazoa, Chordata, Amphibia, Anura, Ranidae. The transcript has a single exon. The coding region runs from base 144 to 1292 and encodes 382 amino acids. Gene Ontology annotation, cellular component: nucleus.